Messenger RNA from Salarias fasciatus (jewelled blenny), 3001 nucleotides. It is a transcript of the gene rnf103, whose product is annotated as ring finger protein 103. The record is from RefSeq and is a predicted model, not a curated record. NCBI's taxonomy places the organism in Eukaryota, Metazoa, Chordata, Actinopteri, Blenniiformes, Blenniidae. Gene Ontology annotation, cellular component: endoplasmic reticulum. Bases 427 to 2382 code for a protein of 651 amino acids. The transcript has 7 exons. Gene Ontology annotation, molecular function: ubiquitin-protein transferase activity. Gene Ontology annotation, biological process: protein ubiquitination; ERAD pathway.
GAAGCGGAAGUGAUGUGGCCUGCUGUUUGUGCAGGUGAUGGUCGGUCCGGAGUUUAUCUGUCUCCAUCUUUCCUGCUGCCCCCUCCACCCCCUCUCUAGCGCGGUGACGGAGCGCUAGGACCCCGGGCCUCGGUCCAUGGUGAGCGGCGGUCCUCCGGCGGGGAGCCGCGGCCGUUCGGCGGCGGAGUGACACCGGGAGGCUCUCCGGACGCGGCGCCGAGGCCUACCUGUGAUGCUAACGCGUUAGCCGCUAGCGCCGUGACGGAGCUGCAGGUGGAGGCGGUGACUGGCGGCAGUGUGGCGGACAUGUCCAGGUCUGCCGUCCCCCCUCAGAGACGCCAGUCCGAGUCCAGUGUCUGAUGCGGCCCCAGCCCCCCUCAGCCCCCUGAAGCGAGCCCCUGGUCCCGGACCCUCCUGCCGCUGAAGAUGUGGCUCAAGCUCUUCUUCCUGCUGCUGUACUUCGUGGUGCUGUUCGUCCUGGCCCGGCUCUUCGACGCCGUGGUCUGGUACGACACCGGCGUGUUCGCCUCCCAGCUGGUGGACCCGGUCACCCUGAGCUACAAGAAGCUCAAAACCAUCUUGGAGUGUCGAGGGCUGGGGCACUCCGGCCUGGCCGAGAAGAAGGACGUCAGUGAGCUGGUGGAGAAGUCAGGAGAGCUGACCCAGGGCGAGCUCUACUCGGCCAUCAAGAAGGUGAACGAGCAGACCGAGGCGGGAGACUCCAGCACCACGCACUUCAGCGGAGAGAUGCACUUCUACGAGCUGGUGGAGGACACCAAGGACGGCAUCUGGCUGGUGCAGGUAAUCGCCCAGGACCGCCAGGCUCUGCUGGGUCAGUACGACUGGGGGAAGAUGGUGCAGAAAGUGUCUCAGUUUGGGAUCAGGACAGGAACCUUUAACUGCUCCAAUGACUACAGGUCGUGCAUCAGGAGAGGCUGGCAGCGCUCCACGCUCAUCAUGUCCGUCCCUCAGACCUCGUCCUCCAAGGGUAAAGUCAUGCUGAAGGAGUACGACGGCCGGCGCAUCGAGCCGGAGCACAUCUUCCGCUGGAUGACGUCGCACGUGGCCCACCGCGUCAAGACGCUGCGCCACUCCCAGCGGCUGAUGGAGGAGUGGCGUCCGGACCCCGCCCACCCCGUCAAGAUGUUCCUGUUCGCCCGCCUGCCGCAGCCGCCCGCCUUCUUCUCCUCGCUGUCGGUCAAGUUCACCGGCAGGAUCGAGUUCAUCUUCGUGGACGUGCGUCACUGGGACAACCACAGCAGCCUGGCGGAGAUCGGCGUGACGCACAGCCCCGCCUACAUCCUCAAGAUGCCCGAGGGCAUCUAUCGCUAUGGCAACAGCACCGGAGAGUUCCUGUCCCUCGCCGCCAUGGACACCUUCCUGCGGUCCGUCCAGCCGGAGGUCAACGACCUGUUCGUCCUCAGCCUGGUGCUCAUCAACCUGCUGGCCUGGAUGGAUCUGUUCAUCACACAGGGAGCAGCGGUGAAGCGGUUUGUGGUUCUGAUCCGAACACUGGGGACGUAUAACUCCAUCCUGCUGGUGUCCUGGCUGCCUGUGCUGGCUCUGCUUCAGCUGCCCUACCUGGACUCGCUGUACGGCUACAGCCUGAAGCUGCUGCGCUACGCCGACACCACCACGCUGGCCAGCCUGGUGAGAGCCGACUGGACCUUCUACUCCUCGCACCCGGCCCUCUUCCUGUCCACCUACCUGGCCCACGGCCUCCUGGUCGACUACUUUGAGAAGAAGCGGCGCUGCGGCGCCCGCGGCCUGGACGACAGCAGCUCCAACCUGGAGUGGCUGGCCAGCCUGUGGGACUGGUACACGUCCUACCUGCUCCACCCCAUCGCCUCGCUGCAGCAGCUACCGUCGGACCACUCGGACUGGGAGGAGGACCCCAACUUCCUGUUUGAGCGCCUGGCUUUCCCGGACCUGUGGCUCCGCCCCUUAGUAGACGUGGACUACAUAAAGGAGCUUCCUACGUGGAGGCUGCGUCCGGCGCUCCAGGACGAACCCUCUGGACCGGAGGACGGGGACAGCUCGGACUCGGACAGCAGAGGGCGCCGUGCCCCGGGCGCUGGCGGACCCGGCCGCAGGCGCUCGCCCUCGCCCUCCCCCGAAGGCGCGCAGGAGGACCGCCCCGCCCACCAGCCGCACUGCGAUUGGUCGGCGUGGCCCCGCGACAUGCUGCCCUGCUCGGAGUGCGUGGUGUGCCUGGAGAACUUUGCGAGCGAGGAGCUGCUCAUGGGCCUGCCCUGCGGCCACGCCUUCCACCACCAGUGCAUCGUGGUGUGGCUGGCGGCGGGCCGGCACUGCUGCCCCGUGUGCCGCUGGCCCAGCUACAAGAAGAGACCGCACCGAGCGCCGCAGGACCUGUCCAGCUAGGCACUGCGCCGUCCUGCAGACUGUGGAGGGACUGUCGCUGGGAGCUCAGGCUGCUGUUACACCGGACUGGCCCAGUGGGCGGGGCCACACUAAAAUAUGUAGUGCAAUAAAAGUUCUAAUUCUAGUUUGAUUUUCUCUCCAGAGACAUUUUCCUCACACGUCAUGUGACGCUGAACUACAGACACUCGGUGGUGAAGAGGACGUGCAUGCUGUCCACUCCAUUCUGUGUCAUUGAUCAAUACUAGAAGCUGUAUGUGUGUGUGUGUGUGUGUGUGUGUGUGUAUGCGCGCGUGUCUCAUCCAACUGAAGGGUAACUUAGAAAGCUGCUUUUGUAAUCUAACACUUUGAUUUGCAUGAUGUUGGUAAGGAUGUUCUGUCCUGGCUCCUGGCUGCCGUGGUUUCAGCCCGUCUGUCUGGAGACCGUCUGAGCGAGUCGUUUGGAGAGGAGCUGAGUUAGUGAUGUUUUGAAACUGUGCUCACAUCGCGCUUAUUGUUUCAUCACCGUCUCAGAAGGAAGCUACAACACUGUGUGAGGGGAAGGUCUUUCAUAUCGCACAGAUUCAGACUUCAUGACCAAAAGAACUGUUUUUGUCCCAUUUUCACCAAAUAAAAUGUGUCU